CUGGGCUGCCAAGCUGGGCGCGCGGCAAAGUGGUGGAGUAGCUGGGGCGGCAGAGCUGCCCGCGAGGCCUGGAUGGGGGCGCCGCCGCUCUCUCCGGGCCGGGGAGCCGGGGCUGCCGGCCAGCGCUGGUGGGUGCUGCUGGCGCCCCUGCUGCUGGCGAUGCUGCUGGUGCGGCCCGCGGGGGCCCUGGUGGAGGGGCUCUACUGCGGCACUCUGGACUGCUACGAGGUGCUGGGCGUGAGCCGCUCGGCGGGCAAGGCGGAGAUCGCGCGGGCCUACCGCCAGCUGGCCCGGCGCUACCACCCCGACCGCUACCGGCCCGAGCCCGGCGACGAGGGCCUCGGGCGGACGCCGCAGAGCGCGGAGGAGGCUUUCUUGCUAGUGGCAACCGCCUAUGAGACGCUCAAGGAUGAAGAAACACGAAAAGAUUAUGACUACAUGCUGGAUCACCCAGAAGAGUACUACAGCCAUUACUACCACUACUAUAGCAGGCGCUUGGCCCCUAAGGUGGAUGUUAGAGUCGUGAUUCUGGUCAGUGUGUGUGCUAUUUCGGUGUUUCAGUUUUUCAGCUGGUGGAAUAGCUACAAUAAGGCAAUCAGCUACCUAGCCACGGUGCCCAAGUACCGUAUCCAAGCUACAGAGAUUGCCAAGCAGCAGGGACUGCUCAAAAAAGCCAAAGAAAAAGGCAAAAACAAAAAGUCCAAAGAGGAAAUUCGUGAUGAGGAGGAGAACAUCAUCAAGAACAUUAUAAAAAGUAAAAUAGAUAUAAAGGGGGGCUAUCAGAAACCCCAGAUCUGUGAUCUUCUCCUGUUUCAAAUUAUCUUAGCUCCUUUUCACCUGUGCUCAUAUAUAGUUUGGUAUUGCCGGUGGAUCUAUAAUUUUAACAUCAAAGGCAAAGAAUAUGGAGAGGAAGAGAGAUUGUACAUUAUACGUAAAUCUAUGAAGAUGUCAAAGUCUCAAUUUGAUAGUCUAGAAGAUCAUCAGAAAGAAACUUUUCUUAAACGAGAGCUCUGGAUAAAGGAGAAUUAUGAGGUUUAUAAGCAAGAACAAGAGGAAGAAUUAAAGAAAAAGUUGGCAAAUGACCCCAGAUGGAAGAGAUACAGGAGAUGGAUGAAGAAUGAAGGGCCUGGACGAUUAACAUUUGUGGAUGACUGAAGAUUGAUGAAAUGCUACUAUGCCAAAUCUUAAUUGUUAUAUUAUUUUCAUAACUGAAUUAUUUUAGAAAUGUAUCAAUUGACUGCUCCUCAGCAGUAACUAAAAUUUCUCAAGCAUUUGAUUAAACAGAAUAAUGUCGAAAUUUAAACCUUCCCUUAAAACUUUAUACAUAAGACAUUUAUGAUUGUUCAAUUUUUAUAAUCUAUUUGUGGAUUUUGUUAAAAGAUUUCACGUGAAGAUUUAUUAUUUGCCAUUUAAAAUUUUUAUAUGUUUAGUUAAAAGAUUUGACAUGAAAAUUUAUUAGAUACCAUUUAAAAAUUUUAUGUGUU
Cebus imitator (Panamanian white-faced capuchin) is the source of this 1484-nucleotide messenger RNA. It is a transcript of the gene DNAJC25, whose product is annotated as DnaJ heat shock protein family (Hsp40) member C25. Lineage: Eukaryota; Metazoa; Chordata; Mammalia; Primates; Cebidae. Gene Ontology annotation, biological process: protein folding. The record is from RefSeq and is a predicted model, not a curated record. Bases 73 to 1155 code for a protein of 360 amino acids. The transcript has 4 exons. Gene Ontology annotation, cellular component: endoplasmic reticulum membrane.